GGGUACAGUGAGGCAACUCAGAAGGAUGCUCAAGUACUACUAUAGUCACCAAAGAAUUUCUCUUUACCACCUGAUGUUGUCAUCCAAUGAGAGAAUGCAGUUUGAUUUUCUGGUAGUUAUUGACUUUGAAGCAACUUGUGCUCAAUAUAAUGAUGACUUUGUGCAAGAAAUAAUUGAGUUCCCUGCCGUGCUAGUGGACAUCAGAUAUCAGGUUGUG
Molecule: messenger RNA, 217 nt
Organism: Candidula unifasciata
Lineage: Eukaryota; Metazoa; Mollusca; Gastropoda; Stylommatophora; Geomitridae
Source: the annotation of a GenBank genome assembly